This is a messenger RNA of Zygotorulaspora mrakii, 1479 nucleotides long. It is a transcript of the gene SHQ1, whose product is annotated as Hsp90 cochaperone SHQ1. Gene Ontology annotation, biological process: box H/ACA snoRNP assembly. The transcript has a single exon. Gene Ontology annotation, cellular component: nucleoplasm; cytoplasm. Lineage: Eukaryota; Fungi; Ascomycota; Saccharomycetes; Saccharomycetales; Saccharomycetaceae. Bases 1 to 1479 code for a protein of 492 amino acids. The record is from RefSeq and is a predicted model, not a curated record.
AUGUUGACACCCAAGUUUGAAGUAACUCAGGAUGAUGAAUUUGUGUUUGUGACUGUUAUAAUAUCCAGUAUACGUUUCAAUGCUGCCGGUCUUGAAAUGGUAGUGAACGACAAUGUGUUCGUUUUUCACUUGUCUCCCUACUAUCUGAGGUUAAGAUUCCCAUAUAACAUUGUUGAUGAUGAAAGAUCGACCGCAAAGUAUCAAGCAGGCAAUGAAACCAUCAAAAUUCAACUACCGAAGGAGGAGAAGGGUAAGUUCUUCGAAGAUUUAGAUGUGCCCACGAAAUUGCUGGCACGCCAAGGCGAUUUGAUUGGUGCUGAUACAAUUGACGAGAACAAAAAAGAGGCCACUGGGCCACUUAUUCAGGAAAUUGACGUUACACCUAAAACUUUGGAGGUUGAGAAUAUUCAAUCAGUGGGAGAAGCAUUCAAUUGGGAAAUCGAGCAGACGCCACAUGAUGUCGCAGAUGGUUUGUUAGCUAUAAAGUAUGGAUUUGAAAAUCAAUAUAAUAGUAUAAUACAAGUAUCAGUAUCAAAUGGGAACGACAUUAAUGAAUUAAAUGAUCCGGAACAUACCUCAGCCAACGAUCGCGUUGAAGAGCGACUACAGAAAGAAAACUUGAAGUUUGAUCCUGAAUACUACGUCUCUGAAUAUAUGAUUUUUAAACACGAAUCACCAGAAGAUCUAGAAAUCAAUGGAAUACAGGAGAUAUUAAAAUACACACCACCUGUGGUUAAGGAGUACUUAAAAUGGUAUAAAAAGAGUAAUGAAGAUGAUAAAGCUAUGCCAGUUGAAUUUACAGAAAAGGAGCAAAAUCAAAUGCAUGAAAAUAUACCGCGUAAAGAAUAUUUAGUUAGUGAUGCCAAAAGAUUGUACAUUACUAUUUUGAGCUUACUUUUUGCACACGUUUUCACUCUCUUAGAAACUGAGGGUACCCAAAAUCCAGAGAUACCGUGGACGAUCGGAAAGCUAACACCACAAAUAUCAUCUUUGGAUCAACAACUUUUAACUGACGAUGCAAUCAAAUAUCAUUCAAUAAUAAAAGCUGCCAUUGUGACAGGUAUUAGAAGAUCAUUAAGUUAUCCACUUCAUAGGAACUAUGAGUUGUCUUUGAAGGCAUGGACUUUUGUAUACUACCUUCUUCGUGGUGGUAAAAGGUUGGUCAUUAAGUGUUUGCUGAAUAUUCAUGAAGUGUUUAGGUAUCAUGACGUCUAUUACGUCUAUAAUAAAAUGUUAUUGGAUGACCUAUGCUCGUGGUUCAUAUCGCAGGGAAAUGAAACCGUCAUUAAAAGUCUCGCGAUAGAAACGAAGAAGGAGAUUGAUCUACUAACCAAAGAAGACAUCGGCUUUGAAUGCAUGUCAGAUUUCAAUCCUGAAACGGGGGAACCAAUUUGGGAAAACAUGACAAUAAAAGAAAUGGAAAUUUUGGCAGAAAUUCAAUACCAAGAGUCUCAGUUGGCGUCUGAUCAACAAUCGUGA